Lingula anatina is the source of this 521-nucleotide messenger RNA. RefSeq lists its product as uncharacterized. Lineage: Eukaryota; Metazoa; Brachiopoda; Lingulata; Lingulida; Lingulidae. The record is from RefSeq and is a predicted model, not a curated record.
GUCAGUUUCCAGAGGAAAUAAAUAGACAAGACCCACUACUGCAAGAAGCAUAUCAACGAGCACUUAUGGAUGGCUUUGAAAGAGUGAAGAGGGCCAGGGUGAUGCUGCUGGGCCAUUCUGGUGCAGGUAAAACACACCUGAGAAAGCGGCUUCUGGGGAAGAAAUAUGAUGAAGAUAAAGAUCGAAUAACUAAUGGAAUAGAAACUGACUACGUUCUUGUGAAGGAGGGUUGGAAUUCAGAUGAAGCUGAGUGUCAUGGGCCAGCAAUAUCAUGUUUGCUUGCUGAAAAUACAAGAAAGAUACAUGAGGAAAUCCGGGGAAGUCAUGCAGCUUCAUCCAAGCCUUCAGAAAAGCAGUCUGAUGUUAAUCAAGAAGAAAUGAUAACAGUUGCUCCAAGCCUAUCCCAUCUCACUCUAGAGGAUGAGAACACCUUACAAGCAGAGGGACAAACUGUGGUGCAUGCAUCACAAGUGAAGGGGUUGGGUAUGUCUGGUUUUUUACAUCUGAGAAAUGUGUUGUAA